UGCUACCUCAUUGAGCACAUCUCUGCCUCAGCCCUACGAUGUGGCUCCAGACUGUAUGCAGGUAGAGGUACUAUCAAAUCACCAAACUUUCCAGGGAAGUACCCUAGUGACAUCAGCUGUGAGUGGACGCUCAUCUCCGAGGAUAGGGGUCAUGUGACCUUAACGUUUGAAGCGUUAGAGCUGGAAGAAAGCCCAGGAUGCUACUAUGACUACGUGGAGGUGUAUGAUGGUGAAAGUGCUAGGGAUGUUUUACUUGGUAAAUACUGUGGGACAACCAAGCCACAGACCAUUACUUCUACUUCUCAAAUGCUGUUUGUACGCUUCAUGACAGACUCAUCCAUAGAGAGACUAGGAUUCAGUGCUAAUUACAGUACAGGUUGUUCCGGGACAUUCUUUGGUCCAUCAGGCACCAUCAUAUCACCUAAAUACCCAGGGAACUAUCUGGACAACCUGAACUGUGUCUUCAAGAUUGUGGUUGGCAGACACAAAGUGAUUCGCCUUGGCUUUAGAACAUUCUCCGUAGAGGGCGGCACAGCUUAUUGCAGCUAUGACUAUCUAGAGAUCAGAGAUGGAUCUUCAUCAGAAUCCAAGUCAAUUGGCCGUUUCUGUGGAGAGGAGGAUCCUGGAGUACUGGUAUCUACUGGUAACACUAUGAUGCUAAGGUUCGUCACUGAUGAGUCAGUCAAACGACAAGGAUUCAUGCUGGAAUAUGAAGCUAUUGCUGUGGACGCAUCUGCUAUAGAUCCAUGCAUGGUAGACAAUGGAGGUUGCAGGGAAUACUGUCGUGUAGAUGGAUAUGGGAAUGCAGUGUGUGGCUGUCCUGAGGGCUAUGAGCUGGAUCAGACUCAGAAAGGAUGCGUGGACAUUGAUGAGUGCCUUCGUAGUGAGAGCUGUCCACACAUCUGUGUAAACCUGGAGGGUAGCUACAGAUGUGAAUGUAUCCCUGGCUUUGAGGUAUCCACCAAUGGCAAGGCUUGUGAUGAUGUGAAUGAGUGUGAGACUGAGAAUGGUGGUUGUUCUCAGAGUUGCUUCAACACAAGAGGUUCAUUCUACUGUGGUUGCACUGAAACAGGAUCAAUCCUCGGUCAAGAUGGACGCACUUGUUCUCCAGACGCUAUAGGUUCAAGUUGUCGUGAGAAUAACGGUGGUUGUGAGCAGGUAUGUCAUGAGAGACAUGGUGGUCACUACUGCUCAUGCCAUGCUGGGUAUAACCUAGGACCUAAUGGAGUCAACUGUACUGAUGUGGAUGAGUGCCUGAGACCUGCUUCAGACUUCUCUACAUACAGCAAUCAUUGUAAUCAGAGAUGUAUUAAUACAGCAGGCAGCUACUACUGUGACUGCGAUGAAGGAUUUGAACUCAGUCCCAAUGGCAGGGUCUGCAAAGAUAUUGAUGAGUGUGCUUCUGAGCUGAGGUACCAAUGUGAACAUGACUGUAUCAACUUCCCUGGUGGAUUCCGCUGUCAAUGUUUCCCUGGUUUCCGUGUCUUACCGAUGGCAUUAACCAUCCAAUGUGAAGACAUUAAUGAGUGUGAUCCUCAACCUGAAGACUGCCAUGUGUGUACUAACUUAGAUGGAGGAUUCAAAUGUUCUUGUCGAGAAGGCUUCAUAACUAAUGACAAUGCUACUGCCUGUCAUGACAUCAAUGAAUGUGAUAUCAACAAUGGUGGAUGUCAGCAUGUGUGUGUGAACCUUGCAGGCAGCCACGAGUGUCGUUGUAGAUCAGGUUUCCAGGGGACGGACCCUACUAAUAUAAUCUGUGUGGAUAUAGAUGAGUGUGGAGCAGAUAGAAGUGGACCGUGUGAUCACCGCUGUGACAACACUGAUGGAUCUUUCCAGUGUACAUGUCGUAGUGGUUUCUACUUGCGAGAGGAUAGACUGACAUGCAGCGACAUAGAUGAAUGCCAAGAUAAUAAUGGAGGAUGCAGUCAACAGUGUGUCAAUAUACCAGGAGUGUGGGAAUGCAGAUGCUUUGAAGGUUUCCGUCCUCGUAACCCUGAGAUCCCUGAUUCUGAUGAAUGCAUGGAUAUUGAUGAAUGCCAAGAGAAUAGACACGAGUGUGUGGGGGCAGAGGAAGCUAUAUGUGAGAAUACUCAAGGCAACUAUACAUGCAACUGCCCUAAUGGAUUCUACACAUUUGAAUGGAUACACUGUAGAGACAUUGAUGAGUGUAGCAACUCCUCUCUCAAUUCCUGCCAGCAAACGUGCAAUAAUUUACCAGGGAGUCAUUUAUGCUCAUGCGACGGAGGUUAUGUAGAGGUCAAUGGUACAUGCAAAGACAUCAAUGAGUGUGAGGAGGGACUAUGUGAUCACAAUGACCUGUGCGUGAACACAGAGGGCAGCUUUACAUGUCAAUGUCACGAUGGUUUCUUCCUGACAUCCGAUGGUCUCUCAUGUUCAGAUGUUGAUGAAUGCAAGGUUAAUAAUGGAGAAUGUCAACAGACAUGCAUCAAUGAUAGAGGAGGACAUAGAUGUGACUGUAAGGAAGGCUAUGAACUCAAGAAGAAUGGCAGAACAUGCAGAGAUAACAAUGAGUGUGAUACAGAGUAUGCCUGCUGUAAUCAAGUACACAACUGUGUCAAUCUACCAGGCACAUAUACAUGUAGCUGUGAUCCAGGCUUCUACAUGGAUGCUGAUAACUGUACUUGUUUAGAUGUGAAUGAAUGUGAGCUGAACAAUGGUGGCUGUGAUCACAUCUGUACAAACUAUCCAGGAGGAUAUAAUUGUUCCUGUAGUGAAGGAUACGAGCCUCACCAUGUUGCAUCUAACAGGUGUAGAGAUAUAGAUGAAUGUGCAACAUUAAAUGGAGGAUGUGAUCAUUUCUGUUCUAACUAUCCUGGUGGCUAUAACUGCUCCUGUCAAGGCAACUCCAAACUCAAUGUGGACACACAAACAUGUAGCCCUUGUCCGACAUGUGAGAACUUUGAAGAACUACAGGGAAUGUUGAUGGACCUCAAACUUAUGGUUGAAUCUAUGGAUAAGACUAUUACAGGACUCAGGCAAAACAAUACACUACUUGAAAUGAGGCUACGGAAAGUUGAAGACUGGCAGAGUGUGGAGUCAAGCAAGAAACUUCCUGCGGAUAUAAAUGUUAUAAACUAAUGUUAAUCAUGUAAAUGUAUUUUCGUACCAACUUUGAACAUAGUGUACAUAAGUCAUGUAUGAAUAUUAUAAAUAUAUUUAAAGUGAGAGAUGUUUGUAUGAUGCAGGGUGAAGUGUGACUACGGUAUGUUGUUUUUGGACAUACUGAGUUUAUAUGGAUGAUGGUUGUCAGGGAGGUCAAAGGUCAUGUAGCAUAAAAAGGAUUUGUGAUUUUCAUAAUACAUAGAUGUUAAAAAUGAACUAAACAUAUACUUUUUACAAUACAUAUGUGUGUGGUCAUCAAAAUAUACCAUAUAAUUAGAUUAUGUUGAGUACAUAUGAACACUACUAUACUUUUCUUGUCUUUGUAUUCUUCUUCCAUGCACUAUCAUCCCCUCAUUCUGUGUCUGCUCCUCCUUGACUCAUUUCUAUUCUCCCCCUUCCUUCUAGCUCAC
Molecule: messenger RNA, 3533 nt
Organism: Strongylocentrotus purpuratus (purple sea urchin)
Lineage: Eukaryota; Metazoa; Echinodermata; Echinoidea; Camarodonta; Strongylocentrotidae
Product: fibrillin-1
Exons: 23
Coding region: 307-3099 (930 amino acids)
Molecular function (GO): calcium ion binding
Source: RefSeq, a predicted model, not a curated record